AUGGUGGAGGUCACUCUUCGUCAAAAAAUUUACGGUUUGGCCGAUCUUCUACUGGUUGGAGUCUUUGUAUUCAGACAGGCCAAGUGUUGUUCAAUUCAUCAUCAACGAAAUGGUAUUUCGGAUCUCGGAAGCGAGAACCAUUGGGACGACGUUUCAAAACCACUUUAUUUCACACAAAUCACGUUGCCUUUGAAGAUAUCCGUGUCAUAA
Messenger RNA from Angiostrongylus costaricensis, 210 nucleotides. NCBI's taxonomy places the organism in Eukaryota, Metazoa, Nematoda, Chromadorea, Rhabditida, Metastrongylidae. The record is from the annotation of a GenBank genome assembly.